GUGAUUGUUUGCCUUUUAUUGAUCCGUGCAGAGAGGUCAGGGUUUAUCCAUUUUUUAUUUACAGUAUUCCCCACAUCACUGCUGUGAGGCAAUGGGAGGGUGAAACUGAAGCAGCACUUUUUUGUGUUGGUAAUUGAUUCCAUAUUAGCCUAGCCUAGCCUCAGAGCACUCGGAGAGAUAUCACUGUUGCGCUUUCUCCAGCGUGGGCUGCAGCUACAGGAGCGCAGUAAACUCCAGUGAUCACAGUGGGACAGGAGACUACACACAGCAGCCUCACCUCAGAGCAGGAGCAGGGACCGGGAGGACACACCAACCAUGACAGCCACAAAGCCUCGGAGCAUGCUGCGGGAAGCCUCCCAUCAGAUUAUAGCCGGCGGAUCAGCAGGUCUGGUAGAGAUCUGCUUGAUGCAUCCCCUCGAUGUAGUGAAGACAAGGUUCCAGAUCCAAAGGGGAACCAGUGACCCCACAAGCUACAAGAGCCUGGGUGAUUGCUUCCGGACCAUCUUCCGCAAUGAAGGAGUCUUUGGCUUCUAUAAAGGGAUCCUGCCUCCAAUCCUGGCGGAGACACCAAAGAGAGCAGUUAAGUUUUUCACCUUUGAGCAGUACAAGAAGUUGCUGAAUUUGACCCCUUUGUCUCCUGGUGUGGCGCUGUCUGUAGCAGGGCUCGGCGCAGGCUUGACUGAGGCUGUUGUCGUCAAUCCAUUUGAGGUGGUGAAAGUCAGUCUCCAGGCCAACCGCGACGCCUUCAAACAGCAACCGUCUUCAUUCGCUCAAGCAAGGCACAUAAUUAAUGCAAACGGAUUUGGGCUGAAUGGCCUGAAUAAAGGACUAACAUCGACACUGGGACGCCACGGAGUUUUCAACAUGAUCUACUUUGGCUUCUACUUCAACGUCAAGGAUGCUAUUCCCACCAACCCGGACCCCACCCUGGAGUUCCUGAGGAAGUUUGCCAUUGGCCUGGUGUCGGGGACCAUCUCCUCCUGCGUUAACAUUCCCUUCGACGUAGCCAAGAGCCGCAUCCAAGGCCCCCAGCCUGUGCCCGGAGAGAUCAAGUACCGCACCUGCUUCCAGACCAUGGCGCUGGUGUACCGGGAGGAGGGGUACUUGGCCCUGUACAAGGGGUUGGUGCCCAAGAUAAUGAGGCUUGGACCAGGUGGAGCAGUGAUGCUGCUGGUCUAUGAAUAUGUGUCUGGAUGGCUGCAGAGGAACUGGUAACAAAAAACAGCACAGAAAGGGAACCCAAGAGAGUGCCUUAUGGAUCGUAUCACAAUGCUGUUUCCGUUAACUGACUCCAGUGACGUCAGAUCAAAUUAGUUUUUAGUUUGUUUCUUGUUUUGUUUUUUAACUUGAAGACACAAUAAUCAUCUGCAAAAUACCAAGUCAGCAUUACAAUAAAACUUAGAAUGCAAACUUUCUAGGGACAAACAUCUUUAUCAGAGUUACUUUCUCAGGAAUGAAAACCAGCUGGAAUAUUUGAAAACUGACAAAUUCUUUUCUAAUGGAAAACAUGUUUUUAACAGUGGAUCAGUAGGUUUUAAAGGCCCUGAAAUCCUAUUGGCUCAAUCCACUUCCUACCAUGAGUAAUGAGGUCCUACAUGAACACAAUAUUCUCUGCCAAAGUUACAACAGUUUUUCGUUAUUUCACAUGAGACCUUUAUGCAUUUCAUGCUUUUUUUUUUGCUGCGCUCCUCUCUCUGGUUUACAGUGGGCGGUGCUCAGUUGGGAAAGGUUGUGGGGUUGUUUGCUUAUGUUGCCAGUUCUGUCUGUCAAAUCUGAGCAAACCACACCCUCACAGCCCUGAUGAAGCAAAUAAUGUGAGCUUUUACACGUCUCAUCUUUUAAAGAGUAAUAGCUAAGAAUGUUUUUUCAUGAAGUAGCUUUUUUUAGUCAAGAUACUUAAUGUUAUAGCACUAAAUAUUUGAAACCACGUUUUCAGGGGCUUUAAAGCUGGGUUAGGCAGUUUUCUUGGAAACUUACAUUUCUCCCCCGUCUGUCCUAAACCCCUCCCACCAGACGAGCAUGCGUUUCAUACAGUGACCUAUACGGGUACUACUCAGUCAUUUCAAUCAUCCUGAAUGUGAUUGUGAUCCUGAUAUUGUUGUAUAGCAUCAAUUCUAUGAGAAUCACCGUCCUGUUUUCUUUUCAAUUGUUGGGGCUUGUAAAGCCUUUUGAGAUGACAGUGACUACGUUUACAUGCACAAAAUUUUCCAGUUCUUGCCCUUAUUUUGAAAAAGACAAUAUUCCUAUUAUGCUGUUUACAUGGCUAAUGAAAAUAAUUAUUCCACCAAUAUUCCUGUUUAUAUGCAGCCGUGCAUACUCCGAUUAAUGUGACCUUAACGUGUCGUCAAAAUAUGGAAAGGUGGAUCAGCCAUUUUGCUUCUUUGCAUCAAUGUAGAAUUUUUUCCCUGUGUACAAAGGCUCUGUCCUUACCGCAGCGGCCGCGGCCUCCAUUAAAACCCACAGCCCCCUGCUACAUGCAAUCCCCGACUCUCUCCCUUCACGCCAAAACAGACUGCCCUAUCAAUCAAAGGCAAAAGCCCUAAAAAAAAUAUUCAUGUAAAAAAAACCAAAAAAACAUUCCCUACUUUAACCAUUCAAACGCAGCCUCCCUCUUUCAUUCCUUCAACCACCUUCUUGAAAAGGUCAGCAUUGAGAAACUUUUGCAUAUCCGAAAACCUGUUGAUAUCCAAGUCUUUCAUAAUGUGUGCAUUUCUUCUGGGCAUGCAUCUCUACCUUACGUGUACAAACUGUUGGUUUGUGUGCAACGCACAGAGCUGACUGCUUUGUGUCGCAAACUGUGGUAAAAACCCCAAUUUAGACACAUAUUCUGAAGGCGCUGUAAACAUGUCCAAAGAAUGCUCCUAAAACCGGACUAAUACCAGCAUAUCCCACAAGUCUUAAUUGCAAAGUACUAAAUUUGCAAAAGGGCCUAAUUUGGAAUAUUCAAACAGAAUUUGCUGUCUACAUGACCCAUAUCAAAUUAGGAAUAUUGUCAUAUUUGACAGUGUGCAUGUAAAUGUAAUCAGUGUGAUUUGAGGCUCGAGCUAACGUGACAUUACCAUGAACUUGAAUUAGCCGCAGACGUGAGCCUCUGCCUACUGUUAGCAGAAGGCUAAACUGUUAGUAACAUUUUCUCUCCAUCUCUGAAACACUUAGCUUCUUUCGUUCAUUAGUUCGUUUUAUCAUCAGAGUUUCUUUUAGACUGUUUUUAAUAAGUCCACCUUCCUUUUU
Molecule: messenger RNA, 3231 nt
Organism: Epinephelus fuscoguttatus (brown-marbled grouper)
Lineage: Eukaryota; Metazoa; Chordata; Actinopteri; Perciformes; Serranidae
Gene: slc25a21
Product: solute carrier family 25 member 21
Exons: 11
Coding region: 316-1215 (299 amino acids)
Source: RefSeq, a predicted model, not a curated record